GUCUAGAGUCCUGUACUAACACCAACCACUUACCAUAGUAUAAAUCAAUACGCUCUCCCAUCUCCCCCAUCUCCCACCUCGGCGCCAUCUCUUCAACAGUCAUCAACCUCGAUUAGCUUUUGUAUCUUCGAAAAUGUGCCAGUGGCUACAAGGGGACCCAUCGAUAGAGCCCCCCUGGCCGCAACUCUCACGAACAAACAAACGCAUAUCUUAGGCAAUGAUAUAGCGAUUACAAACAGCCAGAGACAUCGGAGAUUGUCUAAAGGGCUUCUCUGGGAAUCACAGCGCGACAAGUUUCACAUACCACCGCAGGGAAACAUCCUGUUGUACAACUAUGGCUUCUCCCAACCAGACCUCGGCCGAUGGCUCAUCGCCUGAAUACUGCCUACCACCGCCACCAAAUCCAGCAGCAGACGUUGGUCUCAGCGUUCAGUCGACCACCCCGGAUCCCGAAUUGGCAACUCCAUCUGUCUCAAGCCUCGACGUCUUUAAACUACCUCCAAUUUCCGCGCUGAAACUCGUCUGUGCUGGAAUUGAGGCGCUCGUCCGCGUCACAGGCGACAUACCACCAACUCCGCCCACGAGUGGGCGCCAGACCCCCAAUAUGCGCGGUAUGCAGGAGGAAAAAGAGAAUAUCGUACGCAGCCACUCUUUGACCGAUCUGAGCAAGCACCGGCGCCCAUCUGUACCUUUCGCAUUUACCGCGGCAAAUGACGAGUACGAUGGGAUAAAUCUCAGGAAGAGGCCGAUUGCGAGCCUGGAGAAUGAGCAAAUGGAGAAUGAGCAAAAAGAGCCGUACAUUAUCAUCGGGGCUAACGCGGAGCCUCUCAAUCUUCAACAUAGCGCCAUAACGCGCAAAUUUUACUCGAAAAAGCCUCCCCCGAUCUCGAUUGAGGACUAUCUCAUGCGGAUACACAAGUUUUGUCCCAUGUCUACUGGCGUAUAUUUGGCAACGAGCGUAUAUAUUCAUCGUUUAGCCGUGGAAGAGCGUGCUAUACCAGUUACGAGGCGGAAUUGCCAUCGCCUGCUCCUCGCUGGGCUGCGGGUUGCCAUGAAGGCUUUGGAGGACCUGUCUUACCCUCAUCGAAGAUUUUCCAAGGUUGGGGGAGUCAGCGAAAAUGAGCUCGCUCGACUAGAGAUCAGCUUUUGCUUUCUCACCAAUUUUGAGUUGCGAACGACGAAAGAGAUGUUGUUGGACCAUGCUCUGACGCUGAAGCAGAUCAGUUCUAGCCAGGGUGCCUUUAAUGGCGGGCAUGGGUUUGAUUUACGGCUGCCACUGGGAAAGAGGGUUGUACUUGCCAAAGAAGGUGUGCAGGAGGUUACUGCGGACGCCUGAGCUCAUUAUUAUGGAUAUGUUUUGGGGGAUUGGAACGUCUUUUACGAUGUAACGUUGUCAUGCUAGGUGCCUGGCGCGAUGUACCUGCAUUUGAUAUCUGCGGUAGAUAUACGUUACCUAUGGGGAUUUACUUCACUGAUGUUUGUAAUACUCAUGGCUGCGGGAUAGAGGCAUGAGUUUCACGGCGUCCCUUCGGAGAUUUCUGGGCGUUAGCGGGGUAGUUUGGGUCACCAAUGGGGAAUUUGGAAAGCGGGAACUGAGUGGACUACUUUCACACACACUAUGGAAUUACUGUAGAAUACAUGCAACGAACAGAAUACAAGCAUUUACGAAG
Pseudogymnoascus verrucosus is the source of this 1670-nucleotide messenger RNA. RefSeq lists its product as uncharacterized. Lineage: Eukaryota; Fungi; Ascomycota; Leotiomycetes; Thelebolales; Thelebolaceae. Gene Ontology annotation, cellular component: nucleus; cyclin-dependent protein kinase holoenzyme complex. Gene Ontology annotation, molecular function: cyclin-dependent protein serine/threonine kinase regulator activity; protein kinase binding. Gene Ontology annotation, biological process: regulation of cyclin-dependent protein serine/threonine kinase activity. The transcript has a single exon. Bases 335 to 1336 code for a protein of 333 amino acids. The record is from RefSeq and is a predicted model, not a curated record.